Molecule: messenger RNA, 1256 nt
Organism: Oreochromis niloticus (Nile tilapia)
Lineage: Eukaryota; Metazoa; Chordata; Actinopteri; Cichliformes; Cichlidae
Gene: cpped1
Product: calcineurin-like phosphoesterase domain containing 1
Exons: 6
Coding region: 149-1096 (315 amino acids)
Molecular function (GO): hydrolase activity
Source: RefSeq, a predicted model, not a curated record
ACACUCACAAAUAGGCUGUCUAGUCGAUCGCCGAGAGUCUCGGGUUUAGCUAGCCGCAGGAACAGCUGGGGAGAAGCAUAACAGCUACAUAACCGUCCCACUCGGACCUGCCGGUUUGCUCUGGAGACGGUUUAACCAAGCGGGUGUUAUGGCUGAGAGUGAGAAUAUCUUCCUCAAGGCAAAACACCGGACAUUCAGCGGACUCACUGAAGACGCAGAGCACAAAUGGACUGGACCAUUUUUCUUCAUCCAAGCUGCAGACCCCCAGCUUGGGCUUAUGAAGGCCUGGAGGGAUGGCGACUGUGACGGCGGGGGGGAAGAAUGGGCUGAGGAAGUGGAGCUCACUAAGCAGGCCGUGGAGGCCGUUAACCAACUCAGACCCAGGCCGAGAUUCAUGGUGCUGUGCGGCGACUUGGUCCACGCCAUGCCAGGUACACCCUUUAGAGAAGGUCAGGAGAAAGAUCUGAAGGCAGCCUUGAAGGGGACCGAUCCCUCCAUUCCUCUGGUGUUUGUCAGUGGAAACCAUGACCUGGGUAACACUCCCACUCCCAGCACAGUGGAGCAGUACUGCAGGGAAUGGGGGGAUGACUAUUUCAGCUUCUGGGUGGGCGGAGUUCUCUGCCUGGUUCUGAACUCCCAGCUGUUCUUCGACGCCUCGGCCUGCCCUGAGCUGAGGGAGGCUCAGGAGGCCUGGCUGGAGGCGCAGCUGAGCAGAGCAUCCUCCUCCUCUUCUACGGAACCUAAACCCAAACACGUCCUGAUAUUUCAGCACAUUCCCCUGUACCUAAAGAGUCCGGAUGAAGAGGAUGACUACUUCAACCUGCGGAGGACAGUCAGGCAAAACCUGCUGGACAGGUUCAAGAAAGCAGGGGUGAAGGCGGUCUUCUCUGGUCAUUAUCACCGUAACGCGGGGGGCUGCCAUGGUGGCCUGGACAUGGUCGUAAGCUCGGCCAUCGGCUGUCAGCUGGGAGAGGACACCCACGGAGUCAGGGUGGUGGUAGUGACUGCAGACAACGUCAUCCAUCGCUACUACAGCCUGGAGCAGCUGAGGGCGCGAGGCUUAGACGAGGACCUCAAGAAACUCCUGCAGGCCUGAGCGAACACUCAAACAACAAUGAAGCUGGGUGUUUUGUUAACCGACUAGUAUAUUUUACAUUGUUUUCAGUAGGGAUGGGUAUUGAUAAGAUUUUCACGAUUCCGAUUCCAUUUUCGAUUCUGUUUAACGAUUCGAUUCUUUAUCGAUUCUUUUUAAAAAA